AUGUAUUAGAUAGUAAGGAUUAUAUUUAUUUUUUUAAACUUUUUCAUAGCUCACGUGCUUGCAAAUGUUUCCAACAUUAUGCAUCCAAAUCCUGUAUCUUUGCUUGAUUUUAAACAAAAAGCUUCUUCUGUUGCACUUGUUAAUUGCGUAUCGGAUGAUGGUCUCUAUGCAUUUGUAACUUCAACUUAUCAUGGAGUACAUAUUGUUGAUCUUCAGAAUUACUACAUACCUUAAAUAGUAUCUGUAGCACCCUCUUAAUAUGCUUAAGCAUGUAAAGUAAGCAAUAAUAUCUUAUUUAUUGCUGAUUAGAAGUAAGGCCUGGUUAUCUACAAUGUUUCUGACAAAUAAAAUCCUAAGCUAAUAUCUAUUACAGCAUUUACUCAGAACUCAUUUAAACCCUCUUAUUAGUAUGUCUUACUUUCUUUUGAUUAAAAAUAUAUAUUCUGCCUAUCAUAUGGAUUUGUCUUAACCUAUGACAUUACUGAUCUAGCCAGUCCACAAAUCUUGUCAUUCCCCUUAGAUUUUGCACUUGCUCCUAAUAGCUAUACCCUCAGAUACGAUCCUUCAAAGAGGUUUAUUGCUGUUGCAAAUCAUAUUUCAGGUCUUACUAUUUUAGAUAUUAGUAAUAUAAAUUAACAAUAUAUUAGAUGUAUUUAAAAUCCAAGUUUUGUUAUAUGGGAUGUUGCCUUUACCCCUGAUUAAAAGGCUUUUUAUGCACUUGAUGCAUACUUUGGCCUAUAUUAUGCAGAUCCAUCUAUAUUAUAUGAUGAUUCUUAAAAAGGUAAAGUAUCUUUAUCUUUUACUCUUGUUAUACCAGCUCCAGAUUCUCUAGUUAUGACUAUGGAAAUUUCUUAAGAUGGAUCUUUAUUAUUUAUUGGUCAUAGAAGCACAGGAAUCAAAAUAUAUUAAUUAAAUAGUCAAAAUUAUAAGUAGCUUACUUUUAUCCAAAAUCUAAAAGCUUCUUACAUGGUUCUAUGCAUGAAUCUUUCUAAAAAUCAAAAUUAAUAUAUUUAUGUGACUGAUGGAAUACAAUUAAUUAUCUUUAAGCUUGUUUAGCCUAAUACAAAUUAAGAUUUCCCAAAUUUAUUUAAUACAUUUUAAUCCUCCUUAACAUUUGUGAGUCCUGAUUAAAAUUAAUUUAGUAUUUAGUGUACACAAAAAGAAGUUAUGGUAACAGCUGCUUCAGUAGGAAUUUUCAUUUUCGACAUAACUGACGCCUUUUAUCCAAAAUAAUAUGCCAAUUAUAUAAAAUAUUAAUAAACGAAGGGCACCAUUUCGCUUAUAACUACCACCUUUGAUUUUAAUACUCUGCUUAUUGCAAAUUAACAAGGAGGCUUAGUAACAUUUGAUAUUUCUGAUAGAUCAAAUCCAUAAUAUAAAAAUCAAUACUAACUAAUUUAAAACAAAUAAUCAUAUACAGAAUAUACAAGCGUUAGGAUAAGUAAAGAUGGUACAAAAGUUGUAGUUGGUAAUAGUUUUUAUGGUGUGCUAGUCUAUAUGUUUGAUAACCCAUAAGACUUGUCAUCUCUAAUUCUUACAAAUGGUUACGCAAAUUAAUACGCUUGUGGUUUUGAGAGAUGUGAUUUUACUUCUGAUGCUACUAAAUUUGUUUGUGCUUGUAGAGAAAUAGGAACUAUUUUUUUCUAACUUUUACAGCCAGGAAUAGAUCCAAUUGUUAAAUAUGCAUUCAAUGAGAUAGGUGUAGAGCAAGCUAUAAUUUCAUAAAAUGAUAAAUUACUAUACUUAGCUAAUGGAUUUUAAGGAAUAUUUAUUUUUGAUAUCACAAAUUUUUUUGAACCAAAAAAAUUAAGUCAACUUGUUCUCUAAGGUUGGGCAUAAUGGGUCACUCCUAUUUUUAAUGAGAAAUACUUAGUAGUUUCUUAAGUCGAAAAGGGUUAACUGAGUCUUGUCAAUAUUGAGGAUCCUUCAAAUCCUUAUGAGUAAUAAAGAAUAGAAUUUUUAGACGAAUACUCUUCUGCUUCUUGUUUAAGCCCUUCUAACCCAACAAAUUUAUAUUUUUUAGGAAAUACUGGACUAAGGUAUGUUCCAAUUUAACCAUCUAUAACUAUCCACACUUAAUUUUAAGUAUAAUAACUAGAUAAUAAUGGUAAUUUACUUUAUUAUUAGACUUUAGAUUAAGGAGCAUAAUUGCUUGUUGGGCAAAACAUUAGAAUAAUUUAUACUUAGCUCUUUAAUGAAUAAAAAAUUUAAAUCAGCAAUGCCUUUUAUUACCGCUAAUUUAGUAAAUAAAAUCUUCCUCCAUGGAUUACUUUUUUACCAUCUCAAUCUCAAAUAACAAUGGUAGUGGAUAAACUUGGAACUCUUAAUGAUUUCUCAACAGAAAAGAAUGGUGAAAAUAUAUUAAUCUUACAGGUAUAAGUCCAGCUGUAAUCCCAAAAGCUAAUAAAUAAUUCACUUAAAAUUGAUUAGACUCUUGCUUCUGUAUUGCUCAAUUUACUUCAAUAAAAUGGUUUCAUUGAUUUUAAUGGAUAUAUUACAUAAAAAUUUGAUCCUUAAGUUCCAUUUGAUUUAAACUUUUAUGAUGGCGUGAAUUACACUCCAAACACCCACUCAGGUGUAUAUUAAUAGAUUCAAUAGCAGUUAAAAAAAAUAUUAGCUUUCUCAAAAGUAGAAUAUCCUAUUAGGUUUUUUAUAGUAAGUUCCUUAAAGUUUAAUUACUCUUAGAAAUUAAGAUAAUAGAAUGCUUCAGACUCUGGCAAUAUCAUUUCAACUCCAUCUCAACAAGUGAGUAUUCUAAUUUAGAUAACAUCAAAUGGGAAAUUUGUCAAGAAAAUAUUUGAAGGUGUAUUGGCUUCUUUUUCAGACGAUUUAACAAGCGUUAAGAUAACUGGUUAAACUUCAUUUGUCAAUGCUAUCAUGAACAAUAGUAUUUAAAUAGCAAAUUAAACACAAGACCUUUCAUAAGUUGCAAUAACAUUCUUAAUUUCUGAUUCAAAUAAUUAUGACUAAACAAUAAAAAUCUCUCUCAAAGAAGCUGAUUUUAUUUAAAUACACAAACCUGUUUAAUUGAAUGCAAAUAAAACACUCUAAGGUCAACUUGAGAAGUAUUAUUCAAAUGGAUAAUUACCAAUAGUAGAUCGUUUCUAAUUUUCUUUCGAUUUAGAAACCUUUAUCCAACCUGAUGGGUUGCCAAUAACAUACUUAUCAUAUAUUUUAAACGGAGACAAUCCCCCAUAGUAAAUCUUAACAGGCUCUUGGAUAGAUUUUAAUAAUCUAAGCUUGGGUUUUAGUGGGAUAAGGACAGCAUCGUAUUUUUGGACCACUACAACUGUGAGAGUCAUUGCUGAUGACGGAUAUUCAAAAGCUCACUGUGAUUUUAACAUGACCUUUAAUUAAAUUCCCUUUUUUUAUGCUUUUUAGCUAAUAGUUUCAGUUGUUGGUCCUAUUGUUGGUAUUAUUGGUAUUUGGAAAUACCGCUCUGAGAUUCAUUUAUUUAUUUCAGAGAGAAAACACAUGUACUAAAAUGAGAUAGCUGUGACUGGGAAACUCUUUAAAAAAUAGAUAAUAUUAUAUGGAAAAGUUUAAUCAGACGCUUCAGCCCUUUGGAAAAUAUUAAGAAAGUAAGACAAAUCUUUGGAAUAAUCUUUGAUAGACGAAUACAAAUUGAAUCAAACAAUAGAUGUAUACAAUUUAGUCUCUAAACUUGAAAAGGCAUAUCAUGAAAAUACUAAAAAAUUCCCUUACUUAGAUCCUAGAGAAUUUGAUUUCCAUGAUAGCAGGUUAGUGAGAUCUGUAAAAAGAUUGGCUUAUUAGGUUGUUUUAGACAAUGAUCCAACAACACUAGAAGUAUUAGAAAAAUUAAAGAAAUGUUCUAUAAAAAAUUUUGGAUAUCAAGAUUGGUAUAAAAAAUAUUUAGUCAUAAAUCCAAUAAUGGAAAUAAAGGAUGACUAAGUUAUUCAUAGAGUUAUUGAGUAAUAAGACAAGUUAAAAAAUAAUGAUUACAAUGUAGAAACUUUAAAGAAGAUAGAUUUAGAUUUACAAAAUGGUGAAAAUAAAUAAAAUCAAAUUAAUGCAAAUAUUUAAUCAUAGAUUUAUUCUGGAGAGAAUACUAAACGAUUAUCAGAAAGAGGAAAUUCUGAAAAUGAUCUUUGUUAAAAACCUGAUACAAUUAAAACUUAAGGAAAAGAACAGCUUUACAUAAAUUUGAAUCCUUUCCCAGAAAUCUUCAUAAAUCAGUAAAUAAUUAAUCAGACUCUGUUAGAUAUAUGUUGCAAAUUAUAAUACGAUUUCAACUUACUAGCUGAGGUUAUUGCUCUUGAAGCUUCAGGCGCUUUAACAGGAAAUCCAAGUUCUUUUAAUCCUUCAUAUGGUGAAAGCAUUCAUACAAUUCCUUAAGAGCUUGAUACUUUACAAGCUUUCUGUAAAAAUAAGGAAGAUGGUUGCGUACAAAAAAUUCUGAAAUUUUUAAAUAUGUAAUAUUCUCCUGUUGGAUUUGUUAAAAAUAACCCUCUUCCUAAGUGGUUGAACUUUUAAAUUAUUGACGGAAUAAUUCAUAUAUGGGGUAUUCCCUAGCCAAGUGAUGAGCCAGAAAUACUUAUUAGAAUAAUCAAUAAUUUAGGUUUAGCAAUAUACAGCUUCCACAUAUUCAUUUAAGACAAAGAGGGUAAUGAUAUGAGAAACAAAUAAAUCUUACGUAAAUUCACAAUUUAAUAUAAACCAAAUCAAAUAAAAUAAAUUGGUCUCACAAGAAUGUAUUCUUCUGUAAACAUCAUGUCACAACAAUUUGGAACGCCUAAAAUAAGAAAUACUAUUAGUGCAAAUAAUGAAUCUCCUUAAGCCAAAAUAUUCUCUUAAUAGCUAAUAGGAACUAGAAGUUAAUUUGCUAAGGAAUAAAUAAAAUUAACGGGAUUGAAUAGUCUCCAAAAUUUCUAAGAGUUUUAGUUAUUUUAGCUGCAAAAAAUAGAUGAAGAAAAGCCCUCUGUUUUAUAAUAAUUUCACUCAAAUGUAGAUCCUUCCAAAAUUGUUAAGCAAAAUUCAUAACUAGAAAGUAACAUACCUGAGAAGUAGAUGAACUUAAUAGAAAAGAUAUCUGAGCUUAAUUCCUCUGUAAUUAUAGAAAUAGAUUCAAAUUUUAAAGAAUUUAAUGAAGAUGAUAAUAACAAUUAAAAUAAAAAUAUUAGGAAAUCUUGUUAUAAAUUAAAACCAAAAUGA
This is a messenger RNA of Tetrahymena thermophila SB210, 5172 nucleotides long. RefSeq names its product transmembrane protein, putative. The record is from RefSeq and is a predicted model, not a curated record. The transcript has 9 exons. Gene Ontology annotation, molecular function: protein binding. NCBI's taxonomy places the organism in Eukaryota, Ciliophora, Oligohymenophorea, Hymenostomatida, Tetrahymenidae.